Molecule: messenger RNA, 1896 nt
Organism: Cygnus atratus (black swan)
Lineage: Eukaryota; Metazoa; Chordata; Aves; Anseriformes; Anatidae
Gene: EFCC1
Product: EF-hand and coiled-coil domain containing 1
Exons: 8
Coding region: 1-1896 (631 amino acids)
Molecular function (GO): calcium ion binding
Source: RefSeq, a predicted model, not a curated record
AUGGAGCCGCCCGAGGGCUGGGACCCGUACGGGCGGCCGGCCCGGCGGACGCAGUGGCUGGUGAGCGCCCUGGCCUACCACUACGGGCUGGACCGCGGCGUGGAGAACGAGAUCGUGGUGCUGGCCACCGGCCUGGACCAGUACCUGCAGGAGAUCUUCCACCACCUGGACUGCGCCGGGGAGGGCCGCAUCCCCGGCGAGGAUUUCCGCACGCUGUGCCAGGUGCUGGGGCUGGGCGAGGAGGCGGCGGCCGACCCCGAGGAGCGCCUGGCGCUGCGGGAGGGCCUGGCGGCCGAGCUCACCUUCCGCCAGUUCCACGCCCGGCUCUGCGGCUACUUCAGCACCCGGGCGGGCAGCGCCCCGCGCCGCGCCGUGCCGCGCCUGCCGCUGGGCCGGGAGAGCGAGCACAUCGAGACCCAGAUCCGGCUGCGCAGCCCCCGCCGCCGCCGCCGGGACGCGGCCGGGCACGGCUCGGCGGGGCGGCGGGGGGGCGGCGGGGAGGCGGAGCGGCGGCCGGCGGCGCCCUGCUCGCGGGAGUGCUACGAGGAGAUCGUGGCGCUGGAGCAGGCCGAGGACCGCAUCGCCAAGCUGGAGGAGGAGAACGGCAACCUGCGGGAGCUGGUGGAGGAUAUGCGGGCAGCCCUGCAGAGCAGCGACGCCCGCUGCCUGGCCCUGCAGGUAGGACUGCGGAAAAGCCACGCUAACCAUAAAGAAGAGGGGACCUGUUUUAUAGAGAGUAAGAGACAGUUAACACAGGACAACUCCCAGACCAAGUACCUUCAAAGUGUCCUGAAAGAAGUGGAACUCAUCCGGAGCUCCAGGGAUGGGCAAAUUGAAGAAGCAAUUAGGUUCAACCAAGAACUGGAACGAGAGCUGAAGAGCUCUCAGGAAGCAUUAGUCAAUCUGGAAGACUGCAACCGUAACCUGAAGAGGGAACAAGCAGAAAUGAGGAAGAAGGUUGAAGAGGCCAGACAUGCAGUCCUUAACAGUCUGGGCAAAGUGAAGGAGCUAGAAGUGAAGGCUAACGAAGUGCCACACUUGCAAAUAUACAUUCAGCAGCUAGAAUCGGAACUGCAGCACUAUAGAUCAGAAAUUGUGAAAUUUCAGCUUCCCUCAGGAAGCAGCCCAGAGGAGAAAGAUGCAGCAGCUUCACCAGAUGGAAGAUACUGCUUAUCUGUUGUGCAGCAAGAUCGAAUAUCUCCCACUGGCGGAGCUGGGAUUUCCGAGAACGCAGAUGACCAGCUGUUCCGCUCUGUGGAGGGCCAGGCUGCCUCUGAUGAAGAGGAGGAGAAGUGGGCAGGAGACCAGCAAUCCCAGGUGGCCCAGGUGAAGAAAAUACUGGCCAAGCUCCCUUGCUGUGGCAGCGGAUGUGAUGAAAAACUGCAGAAGAAGUUGAUGUCGUACUUGGAGAUCACUGAUGCUGAUGGCUCUGAAACAGCCCCUGCAGAGCUGGAGGAGAGAAACACACAGCUAACUGAGCAGCUGGAGCUUAAGGGACACGAAGUGAAAAAACUGGAAACAAACAUGGAAGAGAUGAAAGGCCCAUUGCUAACUGAACUGCAGCAAAAGGUGGAGGAGACCGAAAUGCUGAAGAUGGAGCUACAGAUGUUGGAGACUGAGAGAGUUAGGCUGUCGCUGGUGGAAGAAAAGCUCAUGGAUGUUUUGCAGCUUCUUCAACAGCUUCGAGACUUGAACAUAUCUAAACGAGCCUUGGGGAAAAUCCUGCUGAGCACUUUGGAAUCCUGUCGUGACCCCCAGCACGGAAAAGCCCACCUAUUUGAAGUCCUAGAUACUCUCUACCAGGAGCUGACAGCCUGUGAACUCCUACAAAGCCAGCCCCUGGAGAAGGCGCAGAGUUGCCAGUCCUUGUCCAAUCCACUGGUCAUCUCAUGCUGA